Ctenocephalides felis (cat flea) is the source of this 1557-nucleotide messenger RNA. RefSeq names its product sphingomyelin phosphodiesterase 4-like. The transcript is spliced from 11 exons. NCBI's taxonomy places the organism in Eukaryota, Metazoa, Arthropoda, Insecta, Siphonaptera, Pulicidae. The record is from RefSeq and is a predicted model, not a curated record. Gene Ontology annotation, molecular function: sphingomyelin phosphodiesterase D activity. Bases 59 to 1528 code for a protein of 489 amino acids. Gene Ontology annotation, biological process: glycerophospholipid catabolic process; ceramide biosynthetic process; sphingomyelin catabolic process.
UAGUAACGAUUAUAUAAAAUUAAUUCGAAUAGUUGUGAAACAGGUGCACGCAUUUGCUAUGAGUGUGCGGUAUGAUCCUAAUCAAAGUUUUGCUCAGUUGAAAAAUUCGACGUGGAAAAUAUUUCAGGAUAAAUUCUAUCUGUUCCUGAAACAAAUGUUAAACCGCUGGCCGAUGGAUCACAACUUCAUUCUGAUUGUCGAAAUGUGGUUGAGUUUUAUUCAACCUUGGCGAUACGACAGAUGUAACCCUCCACAAAUCGACGCCGUGGAAAUAAAUCAUCAAUGCAAAGCUUUUAUAAUGGAUAAUAUUCUGGCGUAUACACAAACUUUUCAACAAAUUUUAGCAAGAAUCGAAAGGUUAGAUCUUGUUGUGUCCAAAAAUGCUUCACUUUUAUACAGAGUUGCAAAGGUUUUUUCGCGUCAACCAUUACCAAAGAUUCUCUUCGAAAUCGAAAUAGCCUUAACAGAGCCUUCACCUGAAUCACCAACGCCUGGUAAUAGAUCGGGAAGCCCCAAAUUCAACCAGAGUUUUAAUGAAAAUUUGAGAAUUGCCGAUGCCAUCAGACAACGAGUAUUGCAGUUGGAGGGCCCUGAAUUCAAAUACAAGAGCAUGUUCCGGAAAACAAACAUAUUAGAGAUUGCAAAACUUUUAAAACACAUGCAAGAAUGCAUCAACAAAUCAAAACAACAAGUCGCUAUUUUGGAACACACUUUAAAGCUACGUAAAACAGGUUUCAUGAAUUACAUAAAAUACAUGCUCGACAUGACCGAGUCUUCUGAUUUGGAGCACUCCAUCGCCGAGGGAAAGAAAAUUCCUGGAUAUUUAGAAGUGUCUUCGCAGUAUUUGUGCCAAAUUUUUAACAUAGACUACAGUGAAUUGAAAUUGAGAAUAAAUCAACAGUUGAAAGAUUCCGAGACUUUUACGUGUGAUCCGACGACGUCUUUUGAGGGAACAAGUUUUAAUAGCAUUCAUUCCACGGGUUCACAUUUUGUUUUGAAUUAUGCACAGGUUAAAGAAUACGCUCGCAAUAUGAAAUACAUGGGUGAUCCCGAUUUGAUACCGCCAAGCAGUUAUGAGAUGAAAUUUGUGGUCGACAAAUGUUUUGCUCUAAGUCGAUACUUAAAUUGCAAGUACGGGACCGAAUUCAAGGAUCUUUGGUUCAAUGAUAAAUUCGUGGGAAGUGUUGCACGACAGAUUUUGAUGCCUCCAAUGAUUGCCAGGUAUUUUGCGAGGACCAAAUUUGACUACAGUUCCCUCGAGACCAAAGUUCUGCCGCCUCGACUAUCUCUACGGCCCUUGGCCAACAUGAAAUCCUGGUUCUACAUCGCCAUCAUACUUCUCUUGGGCCAACUGAUAGGAUACUCAUGCUGCACCACAUCCCUUUUUCUCCUGGUAAUAUUCGUCAUUUACAUCCUGGCCCUUGCAAGUUUCUGGGACACCGGAGUCAUUUCCGAGGUGGAAAUAGCGGCUAAAAACGCCUUGCCUAAAAUUAAAAUCGCCCUUGGCGACGAUAAGAAAAAGUUGUAGUAAAUGAUUGAUGGAUUGGAGGUUAGUUU